CACUAGUCAAAGAAAUUUACAUUAUACCAAUAAAAUGGGAUUAUCAAAGCUUCAAUUUGUAGUCGUCUUCGUCUUAUGUUCUCUUCUAGUUACGUCCCAGUCAAAAGAUGUACGAGAGAAUGCUUAUUCACAGUGUGUCUACAAAGGUUCGUGUGUGAGCAACAGAGACUGUAAGAGUCAGUGUGGACCGCCUGAGUUUCCACCGGAGACCAUUGGCUUAUGCCAACCUAGUCCUAGAGGUCAUGGCAACAUUUGUUGUUGUGCUAAAGAUUAGUAUUCUCCGACCAACUAAAAACAAAAACAUGUAGUUUUUAACUACUUCGAAAUGUAGUUGUUGUGCUGAAGUUUUGUUAUAAAAAAAGAAGGAAAGAAGUUUACUACGUUUUUGUAUUAA
Messenger RNA from Eruca vesicaria subsp. sativa (arugula), 394 nucleotides. NCBI's taxonomy places the organism in Eukaryota, Viridiplantae, Streptophyta, Magnoliopsida, Brassicales, Brassicaceae. The record is from the annotation of a GenBank genome assembly.